Messenger RNA from Rotaria sordida, 1080 nucleotides. Lineage: Eukaryota; Metazoa; Rotifera; Eurotatoria; Philodinida; Philodinidae. The record is from the annotation of a GenBank genome assembly.
AUGGAUCAAUCGACAACAAUUAUGAAACUUUUUCGAACACUUCAAUUUCGUAAACAUGUUAAAGAACUUACAAGCGCAUGUAAACGGAUCAAUAAAGAUGCUUGUUACGAAUUUGUAACUUAUCGUCAUGCAAUUCCGGACACAUUAACAACACAAAAAAAAUCAACAAAAUUUAAUAAAUUACGUUCGAAAAUUUAUAAUUAUAAACAAAGAAGUAAAAGUACAUGUCGUUUAUCAACUCGUAUAAGACCGAAAACAGAAUGUUCAUCAUCAUCAACAACAACAACGACAACUAUUCAUAAUACUGAACAACCAUUUGAACACUUGGCACAUGCUACAUCAACAUCACCAGCUAAUUUAUCUAUGAUUGUAAAACAAUCAUAUAAACCUUUACAUGCUAAAUCAACACAAUUUAAUAAGAAUACAAUUGCUGUAACGAAAGGUACAUCUGUCAAAGCUCUAUAUUCUAUAUCAAAUUGGGUAUUUAUUGAAAUUAUUGAAACAGGUCAAACUGGUUUUGUACCUGUUUAUUGUCUUCGUUUAUCAGAUUCAUCAUUAGAAUCGUCUUCUCAAAAAAAUUUAAGUUUAUUAAAUGUAAGCAUUUAUGAAAAACCUCAUUCUAUAUCAACACCAACUCAACCUGGUCGUUUUAUUUCAUCAAUUGGACCAUGUCAUUUUAAUAUAGAACAACUAUCUUUAACUUGUUCACGUAUAAAUAAAUCAGGAACAUAUACACGUCAAAAUAAAGAUCAAUCAAAUUUAUCCCGACAAAUAUCAAAUAUAUCUCUUCAUGCUUAUGAUCAUGAUGCAUAUGGAACACUUAAUUUAACACCAUGUAAAAGUUUGUCAUUUAGUGUAUUAGAUAAUGAAUCAAUUCUAUAUCAUUCAAAUAAUCGUUUACGUGUUACAAAAAAUUAUCAACGACAAUUUGUUGGUGAUAUUAGUGUAUUAGAAUCAGAAGUUGUUACACUUGUUCAUACAACUCAAAUAGAUAAUGAUUGGCGUUUUAUUCGACGUGGUGAUGGACGUCAAGGUUAUAUACCAAGACAUAUUGUUGUACCUGAUAGAAAUUUUAAUUAA